CUUGGCCCUAGCGUGGAGCUGAAUUCAAACUCUUCCCCAGCCCGGGCAACCAAAGAAUGGCUGCCUUUGUGCGCAGGCUGGGUCACGUCCCACCCUCGCAGGGUGCCUUUUGCAAGGUGCUGCUAAUAGACAAAUUACAGCUCCCAGCCUGUCAAGGUAGAUAACAGCACCAUGUGAUGCAGGCGGCCCGGCAGUCGACGGGUGGCACCGCAGGGGAAAGGUGCGCAGCGCAGCGCGGAGGAGGCAGGAAGGGGACGGGCGAGCGCAGCGGGACUCUCCGCCUCGUGAGAACCGGGGUGCUCUUCUUCCCGGAGGAUCUCGCUCCUGCCUUGAUGCCCAGGGAAGUUUUGCAAGCGCCUGGGAAAGAAUAAGAAGCGAGCAGCCACCGCCACUGGCCAAGCCCAGCGGAGGUGAUCAGCAUGGCUUUUAGCAGAAAGAACUGGUCUGCGCUUUCCAGCCUGGCCCAACAAUGGAGUACUGAGGAUGAGGAAGAGCAGGAGAGGGAGCGUAGGCGGCGACACAGGCAGCUGAGCUCUACCACCGAAGUGAAGGAGGAGACUUCCAAGACAGUACAGAAUGCAAGCAGCCGAACACCAAAUAGGUUCCGGGGCUCCUUGGAAGUAAAGCCCUCCAGGCAGGAGAACUCAAAGCCGGCAAAGGAGAGGACACUGGAAGAGGUAAUAAAUAAGCCAGAUGACAGAGUAAGGAGGAGAGUGGAGAUGUUCAAUAAUGUGAAGCAGGAGAAAAAGGAAACAGUGCCUGCCAGGAAAUGGAAAGAGGAAGCUGCUGAAAAGAAAGCUAAGCCUUCCUCAGGGCCACCCCAGGAGAAGAAAGAACCCAUGAUGGAAAAAUGUGAAAGCCUGGCUCAGCAAAAGGAGCCCGACAAAGAAAAUCAUCAAAAUCUGAGUGAGGAAAAGAAGGUGAGAAGCUCAGAUAAACAGGAUGACUUAGAUGAGGAUCCCAAGAAGGACCCCAAAAUGGACGAGGAUUCAGUCUUCAGUGAGGAGCAGAAGGCACUGAAGGAGCACAAGUCUCAGCUACCAGCCACAGUCCAGAAUGAGGUGGCCACACAGCAGCCUCUGCGAGCUUCUUGGGAGCGUAGGAGCAUCAGCCGGCUAGAAGUGAAGAUUAACCCCAGGGUCAGGAGCUUCACAGAAGCGGCUCCAGCUGCCUCUGGGCCACAGGCAGCAGAAAGAAGUAGGCUCAAAAUAGAAGAAGCUGCAAGCUCUCCCUCUGGUCAGGAUGGAUCUGAAGCUCCCGUACUAACCUCUCAACCUCUGAUUACCUACAGUAGUUCAUUCAAACGAGUCAGCCCAAGGACAAUCUCAUUCCGGGUUGUCCCCAGGAAAGACAAACAAGAUGAUACAUUAAGCCGAAGUGCCAGCAUGAGGCUCCCAGCAAGCACUGCUAAGCUGGAGGAGAAGCUAGAGAAAUAUACUUCUGCUGUGCAGAGAGCAGGGUCAAUUAAAUUACCUCCAUCUACUCGGAGAAAUUUCCAUCCACCUUCAGAGGGUGUGGCCAGCAAACGCAGCAUCUUUGAAGCAACUGUCCCCAUCCGGGCUGAGACGAUCACCCCUGUGCGGAAGGAGAGUUUGAAGAUCCCUGGAGGAGUCACAUCUCGUAUCAACCUCUGGAUCAGUCGAACUCAGGAGCCCAGCAAGGAUGAAGGAACCAAGGACAUUCAGAAAAUUGAGAACAGUGCAGAGUGGAGUCAGUUGGAGAGACGGCCUGAUAAUUCCUGAAGGAAAACCAGUGCAAGGACAAACAGAGGUGUCAUUGUACAAGCUGCUCUGGGGACAAGUUCUCUCCAUUUAAAUCAAGGGCCUGGACCACUUGAAAUUACCCUGCAUUCCUUGGUUUCAGACUGUUCCACAAGGCCAUUUACCUGCCGAAGAGUAUCUAUCAGUCAAGCUGCCUGUGGUGCCUUUUCAUGGAUGGGGUUUCUUGGUGACUUAAAAAAUGCUUCUAAUUGGUGGAUGGGAAAGAUGGCGAUUAUGACAUGGAAACUAUAUUACCCACAAUCCACUUCUGUUCCUUUCCACUUUUGUAUCUUCAAGCCCCCAAAUAGCAAAGCCUUAAGUUCGACUAGCAACCUUGAAGGUAUGAAAUACAUGUGGCCCAUUCUCUGGAUUUUCCUUCAGUUUUGUAUCUGCCACAACAGUAGGGUUCACCAUGUAACUCAUGUACCCUGCAGUGACUGCAUACAGUGAGUAUAUCUACUUGCCACCAGUUACACCACCACAUGGCUGGAUCUUAAGAACAUAAGAGGAGCUCUGCUGGAUUAGACUGAAAACCUGUUUGGUCCAUCAUUCUGUUCUCACACUGGCCAACCAGAAGCCUCUCAGAAGCCCAUGAGCAGGAGAUGAACUCCUACUUGUAUUCCCUAGCAACUGGCAUUCAGAGACAUUCUGCCUCUGACACUGGAGGUAACAUAUAGCCAUCAUGACUGGUGGUGAUGACAUCACUGGGAUGAAAGAGGCCGAUUCGAAGGGGGAGAAUUUGUGAGAAAACUGCAACUGGUUAGGGCUGUUCUCAAUGGAGAUUUCUGGUAUCUGAGACAGGGUGAUGGGCUACCUGUGUGUGGUGGCAGAAGGGUGCAGGAUGCCUCAAAAUGAGUUUGGGGGGGGGGCUUCUUGCUACAGCAGCCCUGCCAACCCUGUGUAAAGAAUUGCUAAAAAGUCAUCCUGACAAAAUAUCAAAAGGUGUACGUGUUAUCAUGCAGUAUGGAUAUUUUCUUAAAACCAAUGGAACAAAUCUGUUGUGUCUCAAGGCUCAAUGCUUCCAGUUGGACUUAGGGUGAAAUCUUGUGCAUUGGUACUUAGAAGCAAGCUCCACUGAUUUGGGUGGGAUUUGCUUCUAGGUAGGUGUGCUUAGGACUGGAGCCUAAGUCAUAGCAAACCUUAGCUGGAUUGGGGCCAUAGGUUCUCGUGUGAACUCUGCCUGUAACAGCUUAAGCCAUUGACUUAAAAUUCAAACCAGUUUGAGCAGAAGGUUUUUUAUUUUUAGUAUAUUUGACUUAUGAACACCUAACUCUAGAUUCACUGGUGAUUUUGGCUCUUGCUAUAUUUCAUAAUAAAUUUCACUUUGGUUCCAGUA
This is a messenger RNA of Zootoca vivipara (common lizard), 3096 nucleotides long. RefSeq names its product ladinin 1 (gene LAD1). Gene Ontology annotation, molecular function: structural molecule activity. NCBI's taxonomy places the organism in Eukaryota, Metazoa, Chordata, Lepidosauria, Squamata, Lacertidae. The record is from RefSeq and is a predicted model, not a curated record.